UUCAGAGAUGCUCUUCUGCCUACCUUGGUUGUAACGGGUGGUUAUUUGAGUCACUGUUGCCUUUCUAUCAGCUCGAACCAGUCUGGCCAUUCUCCUCUGACCUCUGGCAUCAACAAGGCAUUUCCGCCCACAGAACUGUCGCUCACUGGAUAUUUUUUCUUUUUCGGACCAUUCUCUGUAAACCCUAGAGAUGGUUGUGCGUGAAAAUCCCAGUAGAUCAGCAGUUUCUGAAAUACUCAGACCAGCCCUUCUGGCACCAACAACCAUGCCACGUUCAAAGUCACUCAAAUCACCUUUCUUCCCCAUACUGAUGCUCGGUUUGAACUGCAGGAGAUUGUCUUGACCAUGUCUACAUGCCUAAAUGCACUAAGUUGCCGCCAUGUGAUUGGCUGAUUAGAAAUUAAGUGUUAACGAGCAGUUGGACAGGUGUACCUAAUAAAGUGGCCGGUGAGUGUAUGUCUUGCAGUCGAAGCGCGCCUCAUUUAUACUGAGGCCACUGUCCUCAUUGCAGCUGUUGCUGGUUCAACUCCCGGCCAUAACCCUUUGCUGCAUUUCCUCACAUACAGCAAGAUACUUCUGCAGGCAGAUAAACCGUGUAGUUCAUCUGUUAAAGACAGCUUGACCCUGAAUUGUGCAGAGAGACCAGCACACCUGAGAAGGAAACAGUCCUGUGAAAUGUACAGUCGUGUCCUCCCGCUAAAAAAAACUACACUGGACUUUUUUUUUUUGCUGUUUUGUCAACUUGUGUGGCUGCAACCAAAAUAUUCCUCCCCCAUUUAUCAUAUUAGAAUGUGUCGAGAACAAUAUGGCAGCUUUGAAUGUGCAGCUUGAAGAAAAAGACAGGAGCGUUAACAUUCUCCUUGGCAUCUCUGUUUUCUCCUCCUCCUGUCUGCGCCUGCUCUGUUUGUUGUGGUUGACGCUGCACAGAAACUCAGCAACACUCAUGAGAGACAGACCUGUUUCUCAGUCUGUGGUUCAUUUUAAGAGGAGAGAGGGCGGGCAGAGGAGAGGAAAGGUCGAGGUUACUCUUAUUCGCCUUCAGUCCUUCAGUAUUUGUUUAGCAGUGCAAAAACAGAGGACUUGUGGGGGAGUAAAGAUGGGGAGGCAUUGAGUCAGCUCCCCGCGUGUCCCCCCUGCUCUGGCUGUCUCGGCUCCUGUAGCACCGCUCCUCUCCCGAUGUGAACUCUGAGGAAGGCACGCACAUUUACCGAUACGCCGUCAGACAAGCAUUAAAACUACACUCAGAGAACAGCCAUAGUUCCUGUUUCUCUGUUGCACUUGGCCACAGUCGUAAAGUUAGCUGCAGACAGUUAAAUCAUGUCUGACUCAAGUGUUAUCAUCUGAAAUGAAAACUGAUGGCGUGUUAUUUUUGUCUUUUUCGCUACAGUUUUGUCUGUUCCACACACACACCAUCCCAUGUGGGACCUUGUAAGCCUGUUGUCCUGUCUCGUGUUCUCUACAGCAGGGGGCCCUCUGCUGUAAUCCUAAAAUGCAUGUUGGGUAAAUAUGUGCCCCAAGACAUGUAGACUUCAUCACCUCGUUACAUAAGGCCUUUUUGUCUGACGGAGAGCCAGAGCGAGGGAGACAGGAGGAAGAGGGGGAAAUGAGAAAGAAGAAGAAGAAGAAGCAGGAAAAACAUUUGAAGGAGUUGACAGAGUUAUUUGGGGUCUUUUUUAAUCUCUCUACACGCAGAACGUUUCCAGCGGAGAGGUGAAAGAGAAAUGUGGAUUGAGAGAGAUGUCGGACAAGGGUCUUGUUGUGUGCAUAUUUUAAAGAGAGAUUUGGUGUUCUUGAGGUGAGCUUUUACAUGACUUAAACAUGAGCACAGCUGAGCUGUCCUCAGAAGAAGUCAGUCAUGGCAGCCCCUCAUUAUCCUCUCCAGUCUGUCCUCAUCUUCAUCCAAAAAUGUUCUAAACAGCAGAAAAAGAAGGCUCCUUCUGCACAUUUGGCUACUUUCAGCAAUAUCCCACCCAUAAUGUCAAUUCCAGUUUUACUUUUUUGCAACUCAACUAUUAAAGACCUGUCAGAGUGGAUUUAACUCUCAUUUUCAAUUUUUUAUAAUGCUGCUCUCACAAUGUGGAGCCAUUUUAUAUUUUAUAAAGCCUACACUCUCUUUCUUUGUUGAGACAGAUCUACUUCUCCAAUAAGCGACCAAUUCCUUUCACCGUUGUGUCAUCAAAUGAGUAUUUCUAUUAAAAAGAAGAUGACCUCUGCUGUCCUCACUUCUUUAUGCUGUGAAAAAAGAUCAACCUGAACAUGAACUUGAACUGGCACCGUGCACUUUUAAAAAAAUGUGACAAAAAUAGUUCCUGGAUUUGUAACGGCUAACCUAGGUCAAAGUAGUUUUCUUAGUUGACAGUUAAUCUGCGCAUCUUUAAAAAGUCUCCACAGUAAGGGUUCAUUUCAACAGGAGGAGAGAUCUAAAGGUCCAAGUGAGAAUAAAAUGUGCAUGUAUGGAUAUGUCAGCCAAAGUGAUUUCAGCAUUCUGGAUAGUUGUGUGUUGCUACUGAAUAAGUGUAAUCUUUUCUAAAAUCAUAGAUUUAGCUCAUAGAUUAAAAUCAGAUUUACACCAGAGCUGGUCUUUAAUAAAUGUGUGUUUACACUAAAACACACAAAUGGUAGAAAAUGCUCAGUUAAACAUGAAAUAACCAGUUGAUGGGGAUAGUGUGUGAUCAGUCUGUCAUGUUGGAACAACCUCAGAAGAGUGUUGUGUGCAGGAAUAUGUUCCGUUUCUUGAGUGGGCAGCUGGUUACCUGUGAAACUCCUCCUCCUGACUGGUGAGCGUGCGCAUUGCUUCAUUCCCUUCCUUGCUGUUGAACUGUGUGUAGCGUUUCGUUUCCUCCUGAAAGCGCUCUCUUGCUGUUUUGGUUUAUUUUCUAUCUGUAAUUUAUCAGUACAUCUGUCUGUUUAGAAAGUCUGUAAGUAUUUCUGAUAGUUUUCACCAAGCACUGUUUUUAUCUCCACUCCGGGCGAUCCCUCUGACCAUUUACUUUAUUAGCUCCUAGCUUAGCUUCUCUUAGCUACACUUGCUAACGAUGGCUUCCCCCCGGUCGCCUGCUUCUCCUGCUCGCUUCUGCUCAGUGUGUCAGAUGUUCAGUUACUCCUCGUCCUCCUUAGACGAUAACGAUACCUGCUUUAAGUGUAGUUUAUUCUUAGCUCUGGAGACGAGGAUUACAGAGUUAGAAAAGCGGCUCCGCACCGAUGCUAGUGUAGCGAUAGCCAGCCAGGACUCGGUAGCCGGUGCGGGUCGGCCUAGCUUAGCCUCCCCCCCGGCGAAUCCCGAGCAGCCGGGAUGUAGUAGUGGUUGGGUCACUGUGAAAGGGAAGCAUAGCAGUAGACCUAAGAAGCCCACGGUAGACCACCACAUUCACACUUCAAACAAAUUUGCCCCUCUCAGCAACACACCUGCUGAGCCUGACGCUCUUGUGAUUGGAGACUCUGUAGUCCGAAAUGUGAAAUUAGCGAAGUCAGCGGCCAUAGUUCAGUGUCUCCCGGGGGCCAGAGCGGGCGACAUCGAAGGUAGUUUAAAACUGCUGGCAAAGGCUAAACGUAAAUUCCGUAAGAUUGUAAUACAUGUCGGCAUAAAUGACUCCCGACGCCGCCAGUCGGAAGUCACUAAAUUGAACGUGGAAUCGGUGUGUGAAUAUGCCAAGACCAUGUCGGACUCCGUAGUUUUCUCUGGUCCCCUGCCCGAUCAGACAACUGAUGAGAUGUGUAGCCGUAUCUCAUCAUUCAACCGCUGGCUGUCGAGGUGGUGUCCGCAAAACGGCGUGAGCUUCAUUGAUAAUUGGAAGUCAUUUUGGGGCAAGCCUGGUCUGAUUAGUCGGGACGGCAUUCAUCCCACCCGAGAUGGAGCGGCCCGUUUAUCCAGAAAUCUGGCCGAUUUUAUUAAUCCGAACCACUGACAAUUCAAAGCAGAGAUCAGGGAGCAGGGCCGCAGUCUUACACGCCCCCCUGCGCCUCUUUUAGAGCAGCCUCCCAGCCACUACCACUUAUACACAGAGACAAGGGAGCAGAGCCGCAGUGUAAAACGCCCUUCUGUACUCCCUUCAGAGCAGCUUCCAAGCUACAAUCAGCUUGACUUAGAAAUCAGGGAGCAGAGCCGCAGUGUAAAACGCCCCUCUGUACUCCCUUCAGAGCAGCUUCUAAGCUACUCUCAGCUUGACAUAGAAAUCAGGGAGCAGAGCCACAGUGUAAAACGUCCCUCUGUACUCCCUUCAGAGCAGCUUCCAAGCUUCUCUCAGCUUGACAUAGAAAUCAGGGAGCAGAGCCACAGUGUAAAACGUCCCUCUGUACUCCCCUUCAGAGCAGCUUCCAAGCUACUCUCAGCUUGACAUAGAAAUCAGGGAGCAUAGCCACAGCUCUACACGUUCCUCUGUACUUUUGUUAGAGCAGCCUCCUAGCUACUGUCACUUUAAUAUAGAGACUGUGUCUGUCCCUCGUACUCGGCUCUCAAAUUCUAACCGAUCAAUUAAAAAAGGAGUAAAUAACAAGAACCUUACUAGAAUUAAGACUGUUAACAUAGCUGAACCAAGUACUAGUAAGAUAAAAUGUGGCCUACUGAAUAUAAGGUCUCUAAAUUCAAAAUCUGUGUUAAUAAAUGAACUAAUCUCUGAUCAUCGCAUUGAUUUACUCUCCCUAACCGAAACAUGGCUGCGUAAGGAUGAAUAUGUAAGUUUAAAUGAAUCCACUCCUCCUAGCCACCUAAACUUUCACAUUCCUCGAGACUCCGGCCGAGGUGGUGGAGUUGCAGCUAUCUACAAUUCCAGUCUUAGAAUUAACCCAAGACCAAAACUAGAUUAUAACUCUUUUGAAAGUCUCGUUCUCAGUCUCCCGCACCCAGCCUCAAAGUCCAUGAGACCACUGGUAUUUGCUAUAGUUUACCGCCCUCCGAGCCCAUACUCUGAGUUUUUGUCAGAGUUCUCAGAGUUCCUAUCCGAAUUAGUCCUUCUCGCAGAUAAAGUCAUCGUCGUCGGUGACUUUAAUAUUCACAUAGAUGUGGAAAAUGAUAGCCUAAGCAUUUCUUUUCGGUCCUUGCUAGAUUCAAUUGGGUUUACACAGUGUGUACAUAGACCUACGCACUGCUUUAACCACACUCUCGAUCUCGUCCUGGCUUAUGGCCUCGAAACUGAUGCCCUGUUAGUCAGCUCAUUAAAUCCUCUAUUAUCUGAUCACUGUCUAGUAACUUUUGAAUUUGUGCUCUCAGGUUACUCUCCUCACAACAAAGUCGUGCUAACUAGAAGGUUGUCUGAAAAUGCUGUUACUAAGUUCAAGGAGGUAAUUCCGUCUGCUCUAAAUUCUGUAGUUGAGAAAAACUUUACUGAUAGCUCAUAUUUAAACAUCAGUCCCUUGCAACUCGACCAGUUUGUUGAUGAUACCUCAGGCACACUGCGAUCAGUUCUAGACUCAGUUGCCCCUCUUCGACAGAAAACUAUUACACGCGAGAGGCUAGCCCCGUGGUAUAAUGCUGAAACCCGUGAGCUGAAACAGUUAUUAAGAAAAUGUGAAAGGAUUUGGCGCUCCUCCAAAACAGCUGAAGCUCGUUUUCUCUGGCAGGAAUGUCUCGAUAAAUAUAAGAAAGCCCUACGACGUGCUCGGACAACCUACUACUCGUCUCUUAUUGAGGAAAAUAAGAAUAACCCCAGAUAUCUCUUCAGCACUGUAGCCAGGCUGACAGACUGUCCGAGCACCACUGAACCAUGUAUCCCAUUAGCCCUUAGCAGCAAUGACUUCCUGAGCUUCUUCAAUGAUAAAAUCUUAAAAAUAAGAGGUAAAAUUAGUAACCUAUUGACUCCACCAAGUGUCUCUCUCUCAGAUAACCCUAAAAAUGUUGAGGAGCCCCUAAGGCCUCUGGUGCACCUUAGUAAUUUUGUACCUAUUGACCUUCCUGAGUUAAAAUCAGUGGUGCUAGCAGCCAAACCAUCGACGUGUCUCUUAGACCCAAUUCCAUCUAAAUUGCUGAAGGAAACUCUUCCUUUGAUUAGUACGUCCCUGCUCAAAAUGAUUAACACGUCUUUAUUAACAGGAUAUGUUCCCCAGUCUUUCAAGACUGCAUUGAUUAAGCCUCUCCUUAAAAAACCUACUCUAGACUCAAGCUCCCUAGCUAACUAUAGACCAAUAUCCAACCUUCCUUUUAUUUCUAAAAUCCUAGAGAAAGUUGUUGCGAAUCAACUCUGUGAUUUUCUCCAUAACAAUGGUUUAUUAGAGGAUUUCCAGUCUGGGUUUAGAACCCAUCACAGCACAGAGACUGCUCUGCUAAAGGUGUCAAAUGACCUACUCAUGGCCUCAGACAAUGGUUUUCUCUCUGUUCUAGUCCUGUUAGAUCUUAGUGCAGCAUUUGACACAAUUGACCACUCCAUCCUGCUUCAGAGACUAGAACAAUCUAUAGGCAUAGCAGGAUCAGCUCUCUCCUGGUUUAAAUCGUACCUAACAGAUCGAUCCCAGUUUGUCAAUGUAAAUAAUAAAUCCUCUGCACACACCAAAGUGUGCUACGGUGUGCCGCAAGGGUCAGUGCUCGGUCCAAUCCUCUUCACCCUGUAUAUGAUUCCGCUGGGUAAAAUUAUGAGGAAGUAUUCGAUUAAUUUCCACUGUUAUGCAGAUGACACCCAGCUAUACCUAUCCAUAAAGCCAGAGGAAGCAGGCCAGGUUGCUAGGUUAGAAGCCUGCCUCAAAGAUAUAAAAUCCUGGAUGACCAAUAACUUUCUAAUGCUCAAUUCAGACAAAACUGAAGUUCUGGUCCUCGGUCCUAAACACCUUAGAGAGGCGUUCUCUAGUAAUUUAGCUACAUUUGAUGGUAUCAGCCUGGCAUCCAACCCCACUGUGCGUAAUCUAGGAGUUGUAUUUGAUCAGGAUUUAUCUUUUAGCUCCCACAUUCAACAAAUUUCUAGGACAGCCUUUUUCCACCUGCGCAAUAUCUCAAAAAUUAGACGCAUAUUGUCUCAGAGCGAUGCAGAAAAACUAGUCCAUGCCUUUGUUACCUCUAGGCUGGAUUACUGUAAUUCUCUCCUAUCAGGCUGCUCUAGUAAGUCAUUAAGGACUCUUCAGCUGGUCCAAAAUGCAGCAGCUCGGGUAUUGACUAGAACUAGUAGAAGGGAGCACAUCUCCCCUGUUUUAGCCUCUCUUCACUGGCUCCCUAUUAAAUAUAGAAUUGAGUUUAAAAUCCUCCUUGUGACAUAUAAAGCGCUUAAUGGCCAGGCGCCAUCAUAUCUCGACGAGCUAGUUAUACCGUACUUUCCAUCUAGACCGUUACGCUCACAGUCUGCAGGUCUGCUCGUUGUACCAAAUGUCUCUAAAAGUAGUGUUGGAGGAAGAGCUUUCAGCUACCAGGCACCUCUCCUCUGGAAUCAUUUACCGCUCGAGGUUCGGGGGGCAGACACACUCUCAACUUUCAAGAGUAGACUUAAAACGUUCCUCUUUGAUAAAGCCUAUAGUCAGGGCUGAUUUGAACCAGCUCUUAGUUAUGCUGCUAUAGGCCUAGACUGCCGGGGCUAUCUGGCACACUGAGCUAGAAUCUGUCUCUAUCUCCUCUUUAGAUCUUUAUGUCCCAUAUAAGUCACUGACCAGUUUUCUGUCUCUCUGAGUGUCUCUGAGUCUUUUAGCUGCCACUGGACUAAUGCUGCAAACGGUCUGCUGCGGAACUGCCUGACCCCAGCUGCAUCCAUCCUGGGCCCUGAGCUCCUCCAUCUCUUUGGCUCUUUGGCUUCUCUGGACCGUUGCUGCAGAGACCCCCCCCCCCCCCCCCUGAGCUCCUUCUUCUCUCUGAUUCCUCUGGACUGUUACUGUUACUGCAGACAUGAACAUCAGCCUCACUGUCAUUAUUGACAUACAAAAUAGAACUGACUACGAUUAAGCCUGCUAACUGUAAUCACACUCAAUUAAUUCAACAUUGUCCAUUAUUUCUCAUAUCCUAAACCUGUAAACUGAACGUCUUUUUGUUUCACCAUUACAUGAGCUGUUGUCGUUGUUGCUGUUGUUCCUGCUGCCUCCUGUCUCUCUCUCACCCUCGUUCCCUACUCUCUCUCCCUCCCCCUCCCUCUCCGUACUAAUUCUCUCUCGCCUUUCCCCUAUCUUGCUGUCUCUCUCCCUCCCCCUGUCCUCUCCCCCUCUCCCCUCUUCUCUCUACAUUCCUCCCCAACCCAGCAGCGGCAUGGUGGCUGUCUAGCAUGAGUCUGGUCCUGCCCAAGGUUUCUGCCUGUUAAAAGGAAGUUUUUCCUUGCCACUGCUACUCAUGUUAGUUGAGAUGGGCCAAAACCCAUCUUAGGUUGGUUCUUGAUCAUCAAACAAUGAGCGUGGUCUCGACCUGCUCUUGUUCUUUGGAAAGCGUCUUGAGAUGACGACUGUUGUGAAUUGGCGCUAUAUAAAUAAAAUUUGAUUGAUUGAUUGAUUGAUUGA
Xyrichtys novacula (pearly razorfish) is the source of this 8391-nucleotide messenger RNA. The record is from the annotation of a GenBank genome assembly. Lineage: Eukaryota; Metazoa; Chordata; Actinopteri; Labriformes; Labridae.